Molecule: messenger RNA, 1555 nt
Organism: Colletotrichum navitas
Lineage: Eukaryota; Fungi; Ascomycota; Sordariomycetes; Glomerellales; Glomerellaceae
Product: mitochondrial ribosomal subunit protein-domain-containing protein
Exons: 3
Coding region: 86-1252 (388 amino acids)
Biological process (GO): mitochondrial translation
Cellular component (GO): mitochondrial small ribosomal subunit
Molecular function (GO): structural constituent of ribosome
Source: RefSeq, a predicted model, not a curated record
AAUUUCCAACGCCAUUCUCAACAGAGCGCGACAACCUAGGAAUCAGCAUUGCCCUCGGCCAAUGUAAGGAAACAACCCGCCCACAAUGGCAGCAGCAGGGCAAGCAUUCCGAAUCUGCGCACGCAGUUGUCGCCGGAUAUCAACGGCGCCGCGCAUCGCCGUCGCCGUCCCCCGGGCGUCGACACGGCAAUUCGCCCAAACGCAACGACGAACAUUCGCCGCGAGUUCCACGAGACGGGCACCGCCGAACGAUGAGGCAACUCCCGAAGACGAGGAGCUUGAAAUUCGCGCACCGCGCGAGACUAUCGAGGAUAUUGUGCAGCGCCUCAAGCCCGAGGAGCUCAAGGCGCUCGAGGGCCUCAAGAAACUCGACCCGUCGGCCCAGCAGAUGUCCCUCGAGCAGUUCCUAGAGAAAGAGAUGAACCAGGACGAAGAGGAUUACAAGGUGCCGUACACUACGCAAGAGUGGAAGCAGUUGACGAUGCAACGUCCGAACAAAGCAUCCUUCUGGUACGACGAGGAUGACCCAACGGCCCCGGUAGAGGACGCGGGGGAUGAGUUUGACGAGGACGAUAUGUUGCCCAUGGCACACGCAAAGUUGGACGAGAUCAGGGAGCACAGACACUACCACCGUAUCAUGGCGUGGGAGAUGCCGCUGCUGUCCAAGCUUGCGAAGCCCUUUGAGCCGCCCCAGGAGGAGCAAGUGCUGCGUUUCCGAUACACGACGUACAUGGGCGAGUACCACCCGGCAGAGAGGAAGGUGGUGGUGCAGUUCUCGCCGGCCGACCUUAAGCUCUCGCCCGUGGAGGCGGACAAGCUCCGGAAGCUGGCCGGCCCGCGAUACAACCCGGAGACGGACAUGAUCAAGAUGAGCUCCGAAAAGUACGAGCACCAGGCGCAGAACAAGCGCUACCUGUCGGACUUGGUGGACAAACUGAUCGCGACUGCCAAGGACCCCAAGGACACUUUCCAGGACAUCCCCCUUGACACGCGUCACCACGAGUUCAAGAGCAAACCCAAGUUCCCCAAGGAGUGGCGCAUGACGGAGGAGCGCCGCAAGGAGCUCAACGCGUUCCGCAUGCGGACACUCGAGAUCGACGCGGGCAAGCAGGAGGACGGCCGGGUCGUCGACGGCGCCGCGAAGAUCAAGGAGGCCCUCGCGAUGUCGCAGGCGAUGGCGAGCGAGGAGGCGGCUCAGCUGGUAAGCGCCCGGGGCCGGGGCACGGGCAAGCAGAGGAGCGCCCGCCGGUAAGGAGGGGCCAUACAUGCUACUCGGCCUCUGUCCGAGAAGGAGAGGGAAUCCGGACCAAGGAAAACUGUGUAUGACUAGGCGGGCUGCUCCGUUAAUGGGCACGGCCUGCCCGUGUAACAUCUCCGUGUAUACAUCCGUGUCAGAGCGGAACUAUAGAAAUCCACAAAAACAGGGUGACUUUUGCGGGUGUCCCUAUCACCACAUAUGGCAUGUACCCCAGUGGCAUGGGAACUGGCUGGUUGUUGCGAUUGAAGUAGGCACUGGCCAUUGAUUGGUUUAGCCCGAUGUGUGUUGAUGACCGAC